AUGAAGGACAACGUCAAGCGCAAACUGAGUCAACUUGGAAUUACUGGAACGCUCGCUAAAGAAAUAGUAUUCGACAUAUUUGGUAAGAAAGUGGACGGUGGCAUUGAUGGAGGUUUGGUCGACUGCACUUCCAACAAAGAAUUUGAAGAUGCUGUUACAUCAGUUACUGACAAGUGGAAUACCAUCCAUGAAAACGGGGCUAAAUUUGUCCAUUAUUUCCUGAAAGAAAAAGCUGAUGUCAUUCGAGAAACGGCCAAAGCUGAUGUCCGCUCUGUGUGUGGUCUGGGAUAUCCUCCAAAGGUCUACACUCAAAAUGCCAACGAGUGUAUGAAUCGACUCAUUAAAGCUGAAGAUAAUUCAAACUACUCCAAGAAAGAGCCUUCACUACUUCCUUACGUAGAAAGGAUAAGAAGUGAAAUCCAACGUCAACAAGAUGAGCAGUUUUUGGCAGUUUUCGGAAGAGGCCAAUACCAGCUAACAGAGGAGUUUUCAUUUCUGAAAGUAGAAGAACGGAACUUUUACGCGAUGACAGAUCUUCAGAAGAAAUCUCUGAAGAAAAAAUUCUUCUCAAUCAAAAUGACCGAAAUACAAGAGGCUCCAGGUACAAAUGAAAUGCCGUCCUUGUCAGUAUCACCCGAAGAUGCACAAAUCAUCGACAUUCCAUUUACUCUCCUAAAAGGAAUGUUUGACAAAGCAGCUACUUUAGUUAGCAACCAAUCGCAUAUUUGGAAGAUGCCAACAAAUUCAGAUUCUCGACCGAUCUUCAUGGUUCCCAGUACUUCAUCUGAGAACGCACAUAAAGUCGUAGUAUUUCCAGAAUGCGGCAAAGUGGCGUGCGACCAAGCAUGUGUGAACUGGUGUACUCACAGUCUGUGCUCCCACACCGUGGCCGUGGCGGAAACGAUGAAACGUCUAAAAGAAUUUCUCAACUGGUUUAAGAAGCAAAAACGUUCUCCGAACCUAACUUCGCUUGCCAACAUCAAUAUGCCUCAGAACAAAGGUCGUAAAUGUGGUACAAGGAAGAGGAAAGGAUCCUCCAACAAGAAACCAACUGAAGGUUUGCCUGUUGUUUCCAGUCGCGUGAUCCAGUCGCAGCUACGCCAAGUUAAUCAACUAAUGGUUCAGGCGACUGAACCAGAGGAGUCAGAUAUUGCGUCCCGUCAUGAUCAACCUCGAUUUCCACCGACUAACGCCGCCUUCCAACGUUGCAUGAUACCAACAAACAACGUCCUUCAUUGUGGUUUGACACCGACAACCAGCACCUUCCAACCUGGUAUGACACCGACAACCAGCGCCUUUCAACCUGGUACGACACCGACAAUCAGGGCCUUUCAACCUG
Messenger RNA from Paramuricea clavata, 1339 nucleotides. Lineage: Eukaryota; Metazoa; Cnidaria; Anthozoa; Malacalcyonacea; Plexauridae. The record is from the annotation of a GenBank genome assembly.